Molecule: messenger RNA, 588 nt
Organism: Nannizzia gypsea CBS 118893
Lineage: Eukaryota; Fungi; Ascomycota; Eurotiomycetes; Onygenales; Arthrodermataceae
Exons: 1
Coding region: 1-588 (195 amino acids)
Molecular function (GO): acyltransferase activity, transferring groups other than amino-acyl groups
Source: RefSeq, a predicted model, not a curated record
AUGAAGACUGCCAGGCUCGAGCUGGUGCGCAUCACCAGCGAGCACCUCGAGGGCUUCCACGCGAUCUGGUCGAACCCGUAUACCGCCCGCUGGAGCAGCCGAGGAGCGUGCAAGACGCUGGACGAUAGCCGCGAAUGGAUGUCCGGACUGCUGCUGGAGAACAACCCGCUGGGCGAGAACUACGCCGUCCUCAUCCGCUCUGACCUGCCUGCCUCCGAGCUCGAGGAGAUCCAACGCGAUGCGCCGGCCGAUUCGCCCCUGCGGCCGGGUGGCAUGAUCGGGAGCAUGGGCACCUUUCGAUCAGACCCGGUGCCAGAGCUGGGCUACACCUUUCACCAGUCGGCCUGGGGACGCGGCUUUGCGACAGAGGCCGUCACAGCGUUUGUGCAGCUCUUCUGGGCCAACAAGCCGCAGUUCGAUGCGGUGGAGUCUUUCUGUGAUCCAGAGAACAAGGGUUCGGUCAAGGUGUUACUCAAGUCGGGCUUCGUGGAAGUCGAGCGACAGCUGGGCGUGUAUGAGGUACCGACGAUGACGCCCCCGAAGCGCGACCUGAUACGAUUUCGAGUGACGCGAGAGAAACCGAAUUGA